Messenger RNA from Patella vulgata (common limpet), 2571 nucleotides. RefSeq names its product palmitoyltransferase ZDHHC22. The coding region runs from base 388 to 1407 and encodes 339 amino acids. The transcript is spliced from 2 exons. NCBI's taxonomy places the organism in Eukaryota, Metazoa, Mollusca, Gastropoda, Patellidae. The record is from RefSeq and is a predicted model, not a curated record. Gene Ontology annotation, molecular function: palmitoyltransferase activity.
GGGACAGGGUCUCUAAUUCAGUAAUGUCAGUAAUGGAUUUAAGAGUAAUGGUGGUAUACUAGUAAAUGAACUCAGACUAGAGCAGCGACAGUAGAUACUAGAUUGUAGAUAAUAAGUAAAGUAGAUAAGAUAGUACAAAUCUUUGCAUAGGAAAAGUUCGCGGAAAUGUCAUUUGCCUAAACUUUGUCAUUUUCUGAGGGAUGAUCACAUUAUUCCGAUUCACGAAUCAGUACUCGAAAGUGCAUUCCGUUACGUUCCGAGUUUUCAUUCGUUUGAAGUCUUCGAAUGUCUGGUCAUUUGUCAUUAGUGGUCAAAGGGAGAUAACUUCAAUUUACAGCCAGGACAUGGCAACAAGAAAACAUCUGCGCAUUGUUAUGAUCUUUGUUUAUGAUUCAUCACACUCAUCAAACAAUGACACACAGAGAUGUGGUCAGUUCUCACAAGACGGCGAGCGGUGAAACGUCGACUGGCGGUAUUGACUGGAGCAAACCACCUGACAUCGAUGCCUACCUUGAUAAAGAGAACACCCAAUACCUUCUAGAGAAACGAACAUCACCGCAAAAAUGGAUAUGGAAGUUACGAAUGAUGAACUCGGCGGGAUUCGUGUAUUUUUCUGUUUACUCGUUGUCAAGUCUAAUUGUUGGCCAUUUUUUCACGUUGCCUUAUCUUUACGGGUAUGACAAAGAUGUUUUGAGGAAUCGUAAAAUCCUGGCGGUGUACAUUUUUAUCAUGCUCGUCACCAAUUACAUUCUAAUUGUUGUACGAUCCAAGCGUUCAAGGUUCGGUAUUUUUAGCCAGAUGUUGCCGUCUGCUAAUCAAGCUCAUUGGACGAAAUGUCCUAAUUGUGAUAUUUUAGUGCCACCGAGAGCCAAACACUGUGUUCUAUGUGAUGUGUGCGUUCUAAAACGAGACCACCAUUGUUUUUUUGCGGGAUGCUGCAUUGGAUUUCAUAACCAGCGUUACUUUAUUGUGUUCUGCUUGUAUGGCUGCCUUGGAGCGAUGUACAGUUUAUACGUGACUUAUUGUUUCCUAGAAAUCCAUUACAUCCCACUCUUUAGUCUGGAUUUCUAUGGUUACCUGAUGCCAUGGUUGCUAUGGAGAUGGUAUCUAGGGGUAAUCCACCAUUCUGUUAUCUGGCUUGCCCUUCUGCUUUAUCUGUCCUUGACCACCUUAAUAGCCUGUGGAUAUUUCUUGACGUGGCAGUUGGUCCUUUUAUGCACGGGACAAACUACAUAUGAAUUUUUGAAACGGAACAAAACAUUCAAGCAGCCAUUGACGGAGAAUCUUAAGUCUAUAUUCGGGAAGUGGUCACUCAUUAACUUUAUUAUUCCCCUACCAUGGAUACGCAAUGAAGGGGAUGGUAGAAAAUGGAAGACAAGAUGCAGCCUGGAUGAAAAACAUUUCUAAGGAUUUAUUCAAAUUUUAUUUAUUGUAAAAUGGUCCCGAAGUUGAUUUUUAUUAAUUUUCUGUGAUGUAUAACAAAUGAUUUAGCUGCUGUGGGCGUAUGUUUCGUAGCCUGGCAACCUAUCCUCUGUGAUGUAUAACAAUUGAAUGGUGUAUUUACCUUGUCUCAAAAUUUCAGCUCAAAACCACCUAUCCGGACACGUAACCCUUUUAAGAUUUCGGGUGGAUUUUUCCUUGGGUGACCUGAUAAUCUAUUGCCUUUCCUUUAGAGGUCUAUACAGUGUAUGACCAACGUGCUAUACUUGAUAACGAAAGGUAAAUUUCACCUACACGUUAUUUUUAUAAAAUAAAAGUCUAGUUUUAUCCAGACACCAUAUAAUACAACUUGGGACACUGGUUUCCAUUUCCAGAUGAAGACUGACUGGUUAAACAUAUAUUGAGUUAGUUGCUCGGCCCGAAGGUAGGGUAUUAUUAAGCAGUGGACACAUUAGCCAAAUUAUUUGGCCGAAUCAAUCGGCGCCAAAUUUUGUUCUGCCGAAUGGGUGGACACACUAGCCGAAUGCUUCUCCCGAUUCACCAGUCGAUUGCAUCACCUUUCACGUCACAUGAUUAAACAUGGCGGCGUCUACAUGUAUGUCUUGGCUAAAGAAUUCUACAUUCGGCCGAAUGCUUCGGCAAAGCUGACAAACCAGGCGAAUAUAUCAAACCUGUUUGAUUCGGGCAAAUCAUUUGGCCGAAUAGAAAUUCGGCCGAAUCAUUCGGCCGAAUGACAGUGGAGACACUAGGCGAAUUUUGACGCCGAUUGAUUCGGCCGAAUCAUUCGGCUAGUGUGUCCAACGCUUAAGGAUUUGGACACAAAAUUGGGAAGUUUUAUUCUUCAAAAUAUAAUCGAGAUUGGCCCUUUAAUCCAUCAACUGUAAUAUAUUAUAUAAAUAGGAAUAAAGCAACAACUGUGAUUUAAGUUAUAUGUAAUUCAUUCCAAAUUAAAGAAUAUUUAAAUUGUCUUUAAUUAUUAGGCUAAUUAAUAAAUAAUUCAUAUUUAUUCAAAUUGAUGUUUGUGGCAAUAAAUGAUAAGAAUUUUAUUUUAUUAAUUCUGUUCUUGGUGAAUGAUAAUUAUGUUAUUUUAUAAAUUCUAUUCUUGGUGAAUGAUAAUUAUGUUAUUUUAUU